AUGAAUGAUCCUAACAACAAAUACAACGAUAAGCAAGCGCCUGCGUUCUUCAACUACCACGAGUUCCUCGUGCCCCACGAAGCUGUCUCAGCGUCAACUCUAGCAUCUCAAGUAUCACCUUCUGAAAAAGAGCAACCCCAUGAGUUGUCCCUUGUGGUGAAUCAUUUUCCCAACGUCUACGCUCCAAUUGAAUCAACCUUGUAUAAAGACACACGAAUUGUAAGAAUUCCUCGGGCAUUCCACGAGAAGGACUACUCCUACAUGAUCCCACAGUUCUCUCUCUACACUCCUGGUGAAGAACCAGCAGCAGUGCUUGGACAGCCUACUUUAGGAAGUUUUGAUUGGCAAGUGUUCAGCACAGUCUCAAAAACGCCAUUGGUGCCACUGCUUCUUUCAGCUCUGGAGGUGGAAGAUAUAGUGAAGAGGGUGAAUGCGUUUCUAGCAGAUGCCUUCUCCUUGAAUUCAAAGUGGACAUGGGUAGACAACAUGCUUGACUUCUUGACAGGCACUCUCUAUUCAAGAGUUUGGGGGUGGCUAGUUCUGGAGCCUUUUACGAAGAGACAAGUACAGAAGUUGGAUGAGUAUGUGGAGCAUUUGAACGAAACCUUCUUGAGCAAAAGGCAUCCUCUAUUGCGUCUUAUAGCGCCGAGAGAGAGUGGAUUUCUACUGUUGGAUUUUCAGAUUCCAAAACCAUCGGAUUGA
Candidozyma auris is the source of this 702-nucleotide messenger RNA. RefSeq lists its product as uncharacterized. Lineage: Eukaryota; Fungi; Ascomycota; Pichiomycetes; Serinales; Metschnikowiaceae. The record is from RefSeq and is a predicted model, not a curated record. Gene Ontology annotation, biological process: protein targeting to membrane; peptidyl-L-cysteine S-palmitoylation. The coding region runs from base 1 to 702 and encodes 233 amino acids. The transcript has a single exon. Gene Ontology annotation, cellular component: extrinsic component of endoplasmic reticulum membrane; endoplasmic reticulum palmitoyltransferase complex.